AUGCCGCUGCCGCUGCCGCUGCAGCACCACCCCAGGGACGCCGCCGUCGUCCUCGCCAACCACGCCGCCAACAACGCCGUCGCCAAGGGCAACGGUAUCGGCGGCGGCGCGCUCAGCCUGAGCGAGAGCAGCUGUAGCGGCAGUCCGGGCAGCCCGGGAGAGGCGUCGCUGAGCGCGUCCAUGGCGGCCGCGACGUUGGAGCUGUCGCAGCCGGUGGCGGUGUCGGUGGCAGGCGCCGCCGCCGUGGCCGUGGCACCGCAGCAGCAGCCUGCCGCCGACAACACCGUCUUCGUCAACUCGUGGCACCCGCACGUGUACGGCAAACCGCCGAGGACGCCGACGCCGCACCUCAUAUCGGACAUCCUGGGUUGGGGGCGGAGACCGUCGCCGCCGCAGCAGCAGCCGCUGCCGCCCCCGCCGCUCCCGCACCAGCAGCAGCAGGCGGCGACGCAGCUGGCACCGCCGCCGCCGGCCGCCACGCACAGGCCGACGCUGGUGGCCCCGACGCCCAUCCGCGCCACGCCAUCCCCGUGCGUGACCGCCAUGCACAACCUGACCCUGCUGCAGCCGCCCCCGCAGCAGCCGUCGCCGGCGCUCUGCAACCCCCUGGCGCCCGUCGCCGCCCCCGCCGACGAGGAGCUCAGCAACGAACCGCUCAACCUGACGACCAAAAGCCGCGACGCGUCGCCCACCUCUUCCGUGGGCUCCAUCCGCACGCUGACGCCGCCCGUGGUGCCGCCGCCCGCCCCGGGGAAGCUCCUGCUGCCCAACCACCGGCUAGCGCCCUUCCGCGAGCCUCCGGUCAACGGCGUCGAAGCGGUCGUCACCAUCCCCACGGUCCGCGGACCCCCCGGCGCCGCCGUCAACGGGAGACCCGGCGCCGACGUGGGCGUCGCGACGCCUUCCGCCCCCAAGGGAUCUGCGCACCGUGCCGCCCCCAAAGACGGUUCGGCGCCGACGAAGUCGACUGGAGCGAAACGGAAGAAGGAGGCGAACCCCAGCGGCGGCGCGGCGGGCGGCGCGAUCUUCGAGCUGGAGCGCCAGUUCGAGCAGAAGAAGUACCUCUCCUCCUCCGAGCGCGCCGAGAUGGCCAAGCUGCUCAACGUCACCGAGACACAGGUGCGCGCCGCACUGCCUUCCCUCUCAACACGUCUUCCCCGCCCCUGUCAAAUCGACGUCUACCAAAAGUCUUUCCAGCACACCGUCCUGUGA
Molecule: messenger RNA, 1212 nt
Organism: Schistocerca nitens (vagrant locust)
Lineage: Eukaryota; Metazoa; Arthropoda; Insecta; Orthoptera; Acrididae
Exons: 5
Coding region: 1-1212 (403 amino acids)
Biological process (GO): cell differentiation; regulation of transcription by RNA polymerase II
Cellular component (GO): nucleus
Molecular function (GO): DNA-binding transcription factor activity, RNA polymerase II-specific; RNA polymerase II cis-regulatory region sequence-specific DNA binding
Source: RefSeq, a predicted model, not a curated record